AUGGAGAGACGAUCGAUGAUACGUCCACACCGCCUCUUUCUGUCGCUGAUCACAUGGCUGGGAAUUUUGUCGAUCGCGGCCUGCCAAAACUUCUGUCCGGCCAGGUGUUUGUGUCACUUCAAUGAAAUCGACAAACUGGUCGCAUGCUCGAAACAAGGAUUACAGACAUUCCCCGAAAAUAUCAGCAACCUCGUGGAAAAGUUGGACUUGUCGAGCAAUCUUUUAAGCGAGGUCAGCGAGGAUGUGAACCGACUGACCGAGCUGCUGUCUCUGAACCUGGCGAGAAAUCGGCUCACCUCCCUGCCAAGUAAUCUCGGACAACUGAAAAAGCUUAUGAUGCUAAAUCUAUCGGAGAACCAAAUCGCGUCCAUAAUAGAUAUCGCUUCCACCAGCCAACUAUCAUCUCUGGCGUAUCUAUACAUUUCAAGGAAUCCAUUACCUACCCUGGAAGGAUUAACCAGCGUGCUUAAGGUGAUGGACGCAAGCCACUGCCUUAUCAAAGAGCUGGGCAACACGACCUUGAACGGCCUGUCAAAUCUGACCAGUUUGAACCUAGCGGGGAAUCCGUUGGAGAGCGUCAGAAAACCCGUCAGCGCGAAGCUGAGAUCAUUGGACAUGUCUGAUUGCAACUUGAAUAUUCUGGAACCGGACACUUUCACCAGACUCCCGGGAUUGGAAGAGCUACGACUGGUUAAUAAUCCUAAAUUGGUGUAUUGCACUCGGUACGCCACCAUACAGCACCCGAGGUUGAAGAGACUCGACGUGUCGAGAUGUAGGCUCGACAGGCCCGGUCUUCAUGGUUUCCCGUCGUUAACGUUCGCCCGUCUCUCCCAUAAUGCAAUUAACAUGCUGCCAAAUCGCAUUUUCGCCAAGAACAAGCAACUUACGCAGUUGUACAUGGACGUGAACCACUUGCACAGUAUAAACGCCAGCACUUUCGAGGGUUUGACGAAGCUUCAGAUGCUCGAUCUCUCCAUGAACAACAUCAAUUAUGUUCAUGAAUUUGCAUUGCGCGAGAGUAUAAGCCUCAGAGUCUUGAAUCUUUCCUACAACGAACUACAGACAUUACCUAGGCUAACGACGACCGUUAUGUCGUUGGAUGUGUCUUCCAAUAAGAUUAGCAAACUCAAGGCGAACUCACUGGAGAAUAUGCCCGCGAUCAGAAACUUGUAUUUGAAGAAUAACGAACUGCAAGUGCUACCGCGCCAUUUAAAAGCGACGACGUUGAGAAUACUGGACCUGGAGAGGAACAGGCUCGUCGGGUUGUACAAUGAAAGUUUCGCCGAUUUGCGAUCAUUACAACAGAUUGACUUGUCAGGGAACCGUUUGACGGAAGCAAUAAAUCCCGACAUAUUCGUAAACAAUUCACUGUUGUCCGCGAUCGGCUUAGAGGAUAAUCCAUGGCGAUGCGACUGUACACCGCUCUACAUCACCUAUCAGUUCUUGACGGAUCCUCCUGCGAAAACGGCGAAAUCUACUCUGCUUUGCCAGAGCCCGGCGAACGUGUCCGGCUUUUCGUGGGAAGCCGCGUGUUUCGACGUUUGGAAUCGCUAUUCCCUUCCCAGUUCGCAUAAAGCUGCUUGGGGAGUGGUGCUGGUCGGCGUACUUAUUUCGUUUAUUCUAUUUGGCAGUUUGAUGUCGAUCAGAUACACCAUACGGAUGAGGAGGAGGGCCGACGAGCAUCUGCGGAAUCUCGAAAGAAUGGAAGUCAUAGAAAGAUUGCAAAUUAUACAAGCAAGGCAUCACCGCGCGAACGAGGAGCAGCAGGAGCGCUUGGAGCGUCUGGAGCGGUCCGAACGCGCGGAACGUCCGGCCGAGCCGAGGAUUCAUCCUCUGGAAUUAAUCGGCCCGCCUACGUACGAAGAGGCGGUCCACAUGCCCCGGAUGGUGCACUCGAUGGACGCGCUGAACGAGAUCGUCGUCGAGACCGGCAACGUGAACGUCAUCAUGGGCUCCGUGGAUAAUCUACGGAUGAAAAAGAGGAGAACGCGUCGGGCCCGUAAACGCACCCAGAGCGAGGACGACCUGCUCAGAAGGGAGGAACGUCGGCAAGUGCGGCUGCGGAGGGAGAGGAACUCCAUCGGCAACAUCCUCGACGUCGAGCAGCCGCGGGACAACGCGAAUCCCAGGAACCCGAGGACCAGCACGGCGCGCAGGUCCAGGAGGUACAGCGUCGCGGACGAGUCGAUCGAGUCCAGCGGCAGCAGGGACAGGCCGCAGACGCCGAACGCGAGGAGGAGGAAGAGGAAACAGGUGGUCAGGCGCGAGCACGUGACCGACGACGAGGACUCCGACGCGCCGACCUUCGGCUCCGUCCGAUCCGUCGUCAUCAGGCAGCUCAAGGAGGAGCCCAGAAGCGGCUACAGGGAAUGAGUCACUCGCGGGAUCGCGAAUCUUUUCUCACCCGAACCGUCCCUCGAGGGUGCGCAUUCCGAGAUUACUUCGAAUAAAAAUGCAGAGGGGGAAGGGGGAACCGCCGAUUUCUUCGCUUCUCACCGCACCUGUCAACCGACCCGCAUUCCGUGUCUCGCCCGAUUACGAGCUAUUUUCCCUCUUUCCGGGGACUUCUUGCGAACCAACCAUCGAUCACACCUGACGCUGAAUCAACGGUGCGAACGUGGGAUCGGCGAUGUACGCGUGCAGUUGCACGCGAUAGCGUCGUAACACCUCGCUCUCACCUCUCCGGACGAACCGCUUUUCUUUCCCUGCGUACGCAUUUAUCGUCGCCCGCGAGAGGGUUAACGAUCGGGCAAAUGACGAAUGAAACAGGCCGAUAGCGCGAGAUUCGCUCCGAAAGGGGCAGGUACGACCGCCUUUCUAGAAUCUUCCCCCCUCCUCCUCCUCCUCCUAUCCUAACUGUAAUAACGUGAAAUUAGCGGUUGUCGCGAG
This is a messenger RNA of Dinoponera quadriceps, 2889 nucleotides long. RefSeq names its product insulin-like growth factor-binding protein complex acid labile subunit. The record is from RefSeq and is a predicted model, not a curated record. Gene Ontology annotation, molecular function: protein binding. Lineage: Eukaryota; Metazoa; Arthropoda; Insecta; Hymenoptera; Formicidae. The coding region runs from base 1 to 2373 and encodes 790 amino acids. The transcript has 6 exons.